AUUAUAUAAAAGGCCUUAAUUAAUCCAACAAAAAGACUGUUUAUUAAUCUCUCUGCGCCUGUGGAUUCUCGCUCUUAAACAGAAGAUACUUUCGGAUCCGAUCUCUGCAGAAAACCAAGUCGGAAAAAAAGAUGUCGUCAACCUUCAGCGGCGAUGAAACAGCUCCCUUUUUCGGCUUCCUCGGCGCCGCCGCCGCUCUAGUCUUCUCCUGUAUGGGAGCGGCGUACGGCACGGCGAAGAGCGGCGUCGGAGUUGCUUCGAUGGGUGUGAUGAGGCCGGAGCUGGUGAUGAAAUCUAUUGUUCCGGUGGUUAUGGCCGGAGUGUUGGGUAUUUACGGUCUGAUUAUCGCUGUGAUUAUCAGUACUGGUAUUAACCCUAAGGCAAAGUCUUACUACCUAUUUGAUGGAUAUGCUCACCUUUCUUCUGGUCUCUCUUGUGGUCUCGCCGGCCUUGCUGCUGGUAUGGCCAUCGGAAUUGUUGGCGAUGCCGGUGUCAGAGCCAAUGCACAACAACCAAAGCUUUUCGUAGGGAUGAUUCUUAUCCUUAUUUUUGCUGAAGCCUUGGCUCUUUACGGUCUCAUCGUUGGCAUCAUCCUCUCUUCUCGUGCUGGACAGUCGAGAGCAGACUAAGAAGUACUUCUCACUCGAUUGUAGUUGAGAUUUUUGGCUUGAAGUUUAUGUUUGGGGAUGUAGAGAAGUUUGAUUUCUCGUGAAUAAAAGCUCUUCUCGUAUUUUUAUGGCAAGGACCAUAUUUGAUCUGUAUAAACCAAUUCAUUUAAUAUUUUGUUUGUUGAAAUUUCAUACUUUAUUUUUCCUGAGCUUUAUGAUGAAUUUUGGUGAUA
Erythranthe guttata (spotted monkey flower) is the source of this 841-nucleotide messenger RNA. RefSeq names its product V-type proton ATPase 16 kDa proteolipid subunit. The record is from RefSeq and is a predicted model, not a curated record. Gene Ontology annotation, biological process: proton transmembrane transport. Lineage: Eukaryota; Viridiplantae; Streptophyta; Magnoliopsida; Lamiales; Phrymaceae. Gene Ontology annotation, molecular function: proton-transporting ATPase activity, rotational mechanism. Gene Ontology annotation, cellular component: proton-transporting V-type ATPase, V0 domain.